AUGCUGUCCGGAGCCUGGCUGUGCUGGGCCGGCCUCCUGCUCCUGGCCAGGCCCUCCCGGCCCUGCCCUACGGGCUGUGACUGCUUCAUCCAGGAGGUGUUCUGCUCUGAUGAAGGGCUGGCCGCCAUCCCUCCAGACAUUCCGCCCCAUGCCACAGACAUCAUCUUUGUAGAGACCUCGCUCACCACGGUGGGAGCCCGGGCCUUCAGCGGCAGCCCCAACCUGACCAAGGUGGUUUUCCUCAACACUCAGCUCCGGCACUUCGGGCCCGACGCCUUCGGGGGGCUGCCCAGGCUGGAGGACCUGGAGAUCACCGGCAGUACCUUCUCCAACCUCAGCGCCGACGCCUUCUCCAACCUGACCUCGCUGGGGGAGUUCACCCUCAACUUCAACGCGCUGGAGGCUCUGCCCGAGGGCCUCUUCCAGCAGAUGCACGCCCUGGAAUCUCUCCAGCUGCAGGGUAACCGGUUCCAGAGCCUGCCCGGGAGGCUCUUCCGGCCUCUGAGAGGGCUGAAAGCCCUCAACCUGGCCCAGAACCUGCUGUCCCGCUUGCCUGAGGAGCUGUUUGAGCCCUUGGGGAGCCUGCAGACCCUGAGGCUGAGCAACAACGUGCUCUCCGGCCUGCCCCCCAGUGUGUUCAGCCAGCUGGGCUGCCUGCGGGAGCUCUUCCUCGACGGCAAUGCCAUCAAGGAGCUGCCACCAGGAGUGUUUGCGGGGCUCUUCCGGCUGGAGAAGCUGUGGCUGCAGCGCAAUGCCAUCGGCCACCUACCGCUUUCCGUCUUCUCCUCUCUGGGCAACUUGACCUUCCUGAACCUGCAGGGGAACGCGCUGCAGGGGCUGCCUGCCGGCCUCUUCGCGCCCACCCCGGGCCUGCUCGGCCUGUCUCUGUCCUACAACCGGCUGGAGGCCGUCAGCGAGGACGCCUUUGCCAACCUGUCCAGCCUCAGUUCCCUGACUCUGUCGCACAACGCCCUCACCCAUCUCCCCGCCGGCGUCUUCAGGGACCUGCAGGAGCUGGUCAGGCUCUACCUGGGCAGCAACAACCUGACGACCUUGCACCCAGCGCUCUUCCAGAACCUGUCCAAGCUGGAGCUGCUCAGCGUCUCCCGAAACCUCCUGACCACGCUCCCCGAGGGCAUCUUCGACACGAACUACAACCUGUUCAACCUGGCCCUGCGCGGCAACCCCUGGCAGUGUGACUGUCACCUGGCCUACCUCUUCGGCUGGCUGCGUGAGUACAGCGACCGGCUCUUCAACAUGCAGACCUACUGCGCGGGCCCCACCUACCUGAAGGGCCAGCUCCUGCCCACCUUGCAGGAGGAGCAGCUGGUGUGUCCCGUGACCGGCAACCGUCUGGGCUUCCAGGCCCCAGGGUCAGAGGACGGAGAGCUGGGGGGCCCCUGGGACCUGGCUGCGGAGGAGAGGGCGGUUGGGAGCCGGUGCACCUACAGCAACCCUGAGAGCACCGUGGUGCUUGCCUGUGACGGUGAGGAUCGGUGCCGUUGGCUGAAUGUCCAGCUGUCCCCCAGGCCGGGGUCAGCCCCCCCGGCACUAACGUUCAAUGGCAGCCAGCACUGGGACUUGAAGUCGAGCUGCGGCUCCGUGAGGAUCACCGUGGCCAUUGAGGCCCGGCCAGGGGGGAGCUAG
Messenger RNA from Neogale vison (American mink), 1647 nucleotides. RefSeq names its product carboxypeptidase N subunit 2 (gene CPN2). The coding region runs from base 1 to 1647 and encodes 548 amino acids. Gene Ontology annotation, molecular function: protein binding. Lineage: Eukaryota; Metazoa; Chordata; Mammalia; Carnivora; Mustelidae. Gene Ontology annotation, cellular component: plasma membrane. The transcript has a single exon. The record is from RefSeq and is a predicted model, not a curated record.